AUGGGCGCUCAAAUGGUACCACGCAUACGCUGCAUCCGCCACGGACAAGGCUUCCACAAUGUGGGAGCCGGGUGCUACACUCUUCGCGACCCGUUCCUGACUCCUCUCGGCGAAGAGCAAUGUCAAACUCUGCGGGACACAUCUUUCGCAGACCAAUCUCGCAUCUCCCUUGUCGUGGCCUCUCCGCUGUGCCGAACACUUCAAACUGCAUCUCUGAUGUUUGGUCAAACACUCGACUCCAACAGCAAAUGCUCACCGCAGAUCCUCGCACUACCAGACACCCAGGAGACGUCGGACGAUCUUUGCGACGUCGGCUCGGACCCAGCAGUUCUCCAGAAAAUCGUUGCCGACUUCAAGUGGCCCGUCGACCUCUCGCUCAUCAAGGAUGGCUGGAACGACAAGACUUUAGAGAGUCGCUAUAGUCCACACAGCGACGCCAUCGCUGCACGGGCACGAGAUGCUCGAUUAUUCUUGCGGCAAAAGAUCCGCGAGCUGGUCGACGGCGGCAGCGACCCCGAUGUCGAAAUCGUCUUGGUCACCCACGGAGGAUACUUACACUAUUUCACGGACGACUGGGAGGACGCGUUCCAAUUUCCCGGGACUGGCUGGCGGAAUUGCGAGACGAGGACUUACACGUUUGAGAAUGGGUUUGCGGAAGACACGGAUGGCGAUGCGAGGUUGAUUGAGACGCUGGAGAGUCGGCGGAGGCGAGGCAAGACGGAUCCCAUGUCUGGCAGGGAGAAGCAGCCGGGGUUGUUUGAAUUGGCGAUGCAGAGCUGGGAGAAUCAGGGUCUGCCCCGGCCUGACAGACUCGGAGUGGCGCUGAAAUCGAUUUGA
This is a messenger RNA of Exophiala bonariae, 837 nucleotides long. RefSeq lists its product as uncharacterized. Bases 1 to 837 code for a protein of 278 amino acids. Lineage: Eukaryota; Fungi; Ascomycota; Eurotiomycetes; Chaetothyriales; Herpotrichiellaceae. Gene Ontology annotation, cellular component: cytoplasm. The record is from RefSeq and is a predicted model, not a curated record. Gene Ontology annotation, molecular function: phosphatase activity. The transcript has a single exon.